Bicyclus anynana (squinting bush brown) is the source of this 2557-nucleotide messenger RNA. RefSeq names its product transmembrane protein 145. NCBI's taxonomy places the organism in Eukaryota, Metazoa, Arthropoda, Insecta, Lepidoptera, Nymphalidae. The transcript has 15 exons. The record is from RefSeq and is a predicted model, not a curated record. The coding region runs from base 1 to 2466 and encodes 821 amino acids. Gene Ontology annotation, biological process: G protein-coupled receptor signaling pathway; response to pheromone.
AUGGUCCCGGCAACGGUGUAUUUGUUUCUGAUGGGGCUUCCUUUAGUUUGCGGCAAGUGGGUCGAGGGCAGGGUGGAUACGAAAGAGAAUUGGGCUUUCCUGGCACGCUUUUGCUUCCUAUCUCUGGAUGGUCAGUUUGAAUAUUUGAUAGAGUUCGAGAGGGAUAUGGGUACACCGAACUUAUUGUUGUACUACGACGAGGACAGUCAGUGGCCGUCGGUUUAUCACAGUAGUAAGACAUGCAAGGAACGUGAGGCAGUGCUAAAUAAAGCUGGACAAAAUCAAAUAAUCAAAUUGUCCCAUUGGUAUCCAGAUACGGAAUAUUCAGGCUGCAUCCUUACCCAGGCCAAUAAAGAGGUGCCAUCUACGAAAAGUUCCACUACGUUGAGUCCAAAAAUGACAACAAAAGCUACUGUUUCAACGACUAAAUCAAAAAACAGUAGUUCUAACAUAACGAAGUUCGCGUUGCCGUCAGAUCCCACUUAUUACGAUCAGUUUCUUAAAACUACCACCCCUAAACCUAAAGCUACCAUCGUUGAUACAAAUUCUACCACUUGGUAUGAGCUGCUACCGACGGAUGAUUUGGCUACUACGCCAUUGGCUGAAGACGAACUAUGGGAAAGCAUUGGUCCAGAGACAAAUGGUAGCCUUUUUGAAAAUUUAAAGGAUGUUGAAAUAUUAUUCGAUAACAAUAAUAACAGCAAGCCUAAAAUAAAACGAUCGACAUUCGAACUCUACGAACGCUAUCGACGUCGUCGGCUGUAUUCGGAGUCGAAUCAAAACGGGCCCAGCAAUGCACAUGAAAAGACUGAAAGGUUUAUUGUCUCGUGUCAUAAUUCGAGAAGAUUCCGAUCUGCAAGAGAGAGAUGGUGGUUUUUAGCUGUCAGCAACUGCGAUAGCCCUAAGGGACUCGAGAUACGAUAUAAAUUCUUAAUGACCAACGGACCUUCUGGCGAUUUUUGGCACGAACACUUCUCUGCAGAUGAAUUUUAUGUACUCCCAAUCCUACUGGCAUACACAUUCGCCUACGUCAUAGUGAUGGUCGCUGUAGUGAUGUGCAGCGUAGAGUUAAAAGCUCGACACCUUUUGCAUUCUACGUACAAGUUGUUCCUAAUGUCGAUAGUGGCGCAGCACCUCGGUGUCAUGCUGCAAAGCUUAGCUGGCAUCAAAUACGCUUAUAACGGCUUCGGAUAUUAUGGUGCCAGGACUGUAGGUCAGUUCCUAUGCGGAGUAUCUGAAACAUUGUACCUGUUACUUCUCAUUUUGUUGGCGAAAGGAUACACUAUAACACGCGGCCGGUUGAAAGUUGGAUUCACAGUGAAAUUGACAGUGUUUAUGUGUUGUUAUAUAGUGACGUACAUCGUGCUCUUUGUUUAUCAGGCUAGGGCGUUUGAUCCAGGCGAAGUUUUAUAUCUAUACGAGAGUCCAGCUGGAUAUGGACUGAUCGUUCUAAGGGUCGCCGCGUGGUGUGCCUUUGCGUACGCUACGUUUUUCACAGUUAGAAAGUACCCAGAAAAGAACAUGUUCUACUGUCCGUUUUUUAUAUGCGGCACUCUGUGGUUCUAUGCCGGUCCUCUAUUUAUAUUAACUGCUAAUUCAUAUAUAGAUAAGUGGGUUCGAGAGAGUGUCGUGACAGCUGUAUUGCUAUUCAUCACAUUUAGUGGACAUAUCACAUUUUUGCUGUUAACACUGCCAGUUUUUGCUAACAAAAAUUUCCCGUACCACGUGCGUACUACCCAAAUAGGAGUUAUGGAGGUAACCCGCAGUUCAACUUUGGACAGAUUCGGACCUAACGCGUAUCAUCCGAGUGAUGGAGGUGCACAAACUGUUAUCAUACCUCUUACCAGGAGAACAGAAGAACUUAUAGGGAACAUGUACAACCAGUACAUGGCAACAGCUCCCCCGCUCUCAUUAGAGAAUGAAACUCCCAAAUUAAACGGAACUUCAAAAAGAAUAGACUCAAUGCAUUCUAGAAACGGUCUCUUACCUCAAUCUAGCACCGAAACUAACAAAUCUGACGAUAUUAACCCUUCAAUAAAAGACGAAAAAGAAGUUUUUACCAUCGAAAACCAAAUGACAAAAAUAGAAAAUGAAGCGAAGGAUUCGGUGUUGCCAGCUAACGAAGACCUGCCAUCUAUGGGGAGAUUGGGAAAUGGGGAAAGUGAUAGAUUAGACUUACCUCUAGUUUUACGGUCGAGACGAAAUAUUCUGGAACCUAUUAACAGAGACGUUCCAAUGUGGUCCUUAGCCAAAGGACCUUGUGUUGUUGCUAUGCAGUUGAAGAAGUCUAAAAGUAUAGGCGAUGAAGAUUCCUUGGAAACACCGCCAACACUGCAUCUGAACGGGAAGAAAGCGCCGGUGCGUCAACAGUCGACGUCGGGCGAGAUGAGCACUAUCCACGAAGGCAGAGAGAAGACCUACGUCCGGACACCUACAGACAUAUUCACUGUGCCCGCUCGGGGAUGACUUAGACAUAGUCUACUGGUUUAAGAAGUUGUAGUCCUAUGCAAACUUUAUAAAGUCUGGAUUGGCGUAUUUAGGAUUAUUUUCUAAGGUG